AUGUCAUCUGAGCAACAUAAAUGCUAUUCAGCAAGUAUGGAUUCCACCAUACGUGUAUGGAAAUUACCUGAAUCUAAAAUAGUACCUUAUGGGCCAGUUGAUCCUUCAUUAAACUUAACAACAUACAUUGGCCAUACUGAUGCUAUUUGGGACAUAAGAUUAUUUCCUAUACGUCAAGCCACUCAAUAUCUAGCUUCUGCAUCUGCUGAUGGAACUGUUAAAAUUUGGGAUACAGAGAUAGUAGGCUCGCCUUUAAAAUGUUCGUGGAAUUAUUAUGGUCAUAAUAAUGGCGAAAUGGUCAAUGGUGAUGUUCCAACUUCGAUUGAUUUUGUUAAUACUGAUUUGAAAAAAGUUGUGGUUGCUUUCCAGAAUUCUAUAAUUAAGCUUUUUGACAUAGAAACUGGACAAUGUGUUACAACAUUUAAGAGUAAUGAAACUUCUGAUAAUACACCAGCAACACAAAUAAAUCGUAUAAUUUCUCAUCCUACACUGCCUUUAGUUUUUUCUGCACAUGAAGAUAAAUAUAUUCGAUUUUUUGAUGUUAAUACAGGUAAAUGUAGUUUUUCAAUGUCUGCACACUUGGAUUCGGUUACAUCACUUGGCGUUGAUCCAUCAGGAAUGGUUUUGAUAUCUGGAGGUCAUGAUUGUUCAAUUCGUUUAUGGGAUAUUUUCUCAAGUCGUCAAUGUAUUCAAGAAUUUUCAUCACAUCGUAAAAAAUCUGAUGAAGGUGUAUUAUGUGUUCAUUAUCAUCCUUCAUUACCAUGGAUAGCAAGCGGUGACAGCUAA
Molecule: messenger RNA, 786 nt
Organism: Entrophospora sp. SA101
Lineage: Eukaryota; Fungi; Glomeromycota; Glomeromycetes; Entrophosporales; Entrophosporaceae
Source: the annotation of a GenBank genome assembly